AUGUCGUUGAUCCCGUACCAUCCGCGAGAAGGUCGCGAGAUUGUCCUUCGGCACCGUAACGCCAUCGUCGUCCGCGACCCCUUCUCUCAGCGACUCGAGAUUCGAGGCUUGUCCGAGUGCCCGACUUGUCAUCAGCCCCUGCGACCAUCGUCUCCAGAGCGCCAGUUUGACAGCGCUCGCCAUCAUGAGUCCUUCGUCGACCCCAACUACUUCCGCAUGCUACGAGCUGGCGGCCAUGCCUCGAGAGCCGAUCAUCCUCCGUCCAGCCCCAUCCGCCGAUUUGUGCAGCCGAGCUUACCCCACCCACAAUCUGCUGUCAUAGAGGAUGCCGAAGACGCCGAGUUUGUUUCUAGUACACCGGCUAUCCAGGAGGGUAGUCGCAUUCGCCGCGAGGCCUUCAGCCCCAAUUAUUUCAAGACCUUCUUCGUCGAAGAGAAGGAGCUUGGCCGCGGGGGCAAGGGUGUCGUGCUACUUGUCCGUCAUGAAAUCGAUGGCUGCCAUCUUGGUCACUUUGCGUGUAAGCGAGUGCCUGUAGGCGACGACCACGCAUGGCUCGAGAAAGUGCUCGUCGAAGUCGAGUUGCUCGCCAAACUGUCCCACCCGAACCUGGUCUCCUAUCGCCAUGUCUGGCUCGAAGAUGUCAGAUUGACUCGGUUUGGCCCGAGUGUGGCAUGCGCCUUUAUCCUGCAGCAAUACUGCAAUAGCGGCGACUUGCUUCAGUACAUCAUUGGUGAUCGACCCAAGGAAUCUACCAAAGAGCAGCUCAAAGCGCAAAUGCGCCGCAAGUCCAAGGGCCAGCUCGAGCUACCUCGCGACCAGUUCGCUUCACAGAGGUUGUUGUCCUUUGAGGAGAUAUUCUCUCUGUUCAAAGACAUCACCUCUGGACUGGCAUAUCUCCACGCUGCCAGUUACAUCCAUCGCGACCUCAAGCCAAGCAACUGUCUUCUGCAUCGUGAAGGCAAUGGGCUGCUCUGUCUCAUCAGUGACUUCGGCGAGGUCCAGUCUGAAAACAUGGUCCGCAAGUCAACCGGAUCAACCGGGACCAUUUCCUACUGUGCACCAGAGGUUUUGAAGAAAGACUCGACCGGUCGCUAUGGCAACUUCACCGUCAAGUCUGAUAUCUUCUCUCUUGGAAUGAUCCUUUACUUCAUGUGCUUUGGCCGUUUGCCUUACCGCAGCGCCAACACGAUCAACGAAGAAUUGGAGGAUAUCGACGAGCUGCGCGCGGAAAUCAGCGACUGGCAGGGCUUCCAAGACGAACGUAGAGAGCGUCCAGAUCUUCCAUCAAAGCUCUACCAGCUUCUUAAGAAGCUGCUCGCCCUUGACCCCUCACAGCGCCCGAGCGCGAGUGAGGUCCUGGCCGCUAUGAAGACGGAGUCAAGUCUCGAUGGUGUUCCCCGAGGUAGGAGCUCGAGCCCGCCAAUUGGCCUCGGCGGACGCCGGAUCCAGAGUCUGGACUCUCCAACGCCUUUGAGCACACCCGUCCCAGAUCCCCAGAAGUACGCGAGGUAUCCGUCAUCUCAAGAAGGAUACAACAUUCCCAGUAAGGCCGCUGAUGACGACUCUCCGCGCGCUAGCUCGCUGAGGCAAUCCGACUCGGGCUCACCGGGGCUCAGGCCCCAAGCUCAGGCCAUGAUCUCGUCACGAAGUCAAGAUAUCCGCCUGUCCCCAGAGCGGGAAGAGAGUGUGGAUUCCGGCAAAGACGCGCCUCUGAACUCGCCGCCACUGCCCCCUCCUAGCGGUCCUCCGUCUCGGUUUGUUCCUGAGCAAAAUGCUCAGCUUGACACGCCCAUGCUGGCCUUUCAUGGCGAGUCCGAACAUAGCAGCCCCUCUGGUGAUGCUGGCCGCGCUCGAUCUCGGUCUUGCCAGUGCUGGUGCAAGGCCGCUCGCUCGAUAUGGGCAAGAGACCAGUAG
Messenger RNA from Colletotrichum graminicola M1.001, 1914 nucleotides. RefSeq lists its product as uncharacterized. Gene Ontology annotation, molecular function: ATP binding; protein kinase activity. Lineage: Eukaryota; Fungi; Ascomycota; Sordariomycetes; Glomerellales; Glomerellaceae. Gene Ontology annotation, biological process: protein phosphorylation. Bases 1 to 1914 code for a protein of 637 amino acids. The record is from RefSeq and is a predicted model, not a curated record. The transcript is spliced from 6 exons.